Molecule: messenger RNA, 2092 nt
Organism: Diachasmimorpha longicaudata
Lineage: Eukaryota; Metazoa; Arthropoda; Insecta; Hymenoptera; Braconidae
Product: dihydrolipoyl dehydrogenase, mitochondrial
Exons: 6
Coding region: 152-1675 (507 amino acids)
Cellular component (GO): oxoglutarate dehydrogenase complex; mitochondrion
Molecular function (GO): dihydrolipoyl dehydrogenase (NADH) activity; flavin adenine dinucleotide binding
Source: RefSeq, a predicted model, not a curated record
UCGAGAUCUGGAAAACGAAUGAGGAUUACGAAACGACCGGAGGACAGAGCGAGAGAGAGCCAGUGCACUGACUGCCCUUUGGUGUCUUGAUUUACCUCAGCGAAUCCUCUCUCCCUGGAACCUCAGCGAAAAAGUGUAAAAAAUCACCAGGAUGCAGGCGAAUAUCUGGAGCAUGAUGACAACAGUCAGGCCUGCAGUUGUCAAACGUGUCGUCAACCCCACGAUAUCGGCGAUGCAGCAGAGGAGGUACGCCAGCUCCAUCGAUGCUGAUGUCGUGGUCAUUGGAGCUGGACCUGGAGGUUAUGUUGCUGCUAUCAAAGCAGCUCAGCUUGGGAUGAAGACUGUCUGUGUUGAGAAAAAUCCAACCCUGGGAGGCACCUGUCUCAAUGUCGGCUGUAUCCCGUCGAAAUCACUUCUCAAUAAUUCACAUUAUUACCACAUGGCACAUAGUGGGGACUUGAAUAACCGUGGAGUCGUUGUUGAGAACGUUAAAUUGGACCUCAGCAAGCUUCUGGAGCAGAAGGACAACGUGGUGAAAGCCCUGACGGGGGGAAUCGCCGGUUUAUUCAAGAAAAACAAGGUCGAGUGGGUCAAGGGGCAUGGGAAGAUAACGGGGAAGAACCAAGUGAGUGCUCUGGGGCCUGAUGGAUCCGUGGAGACAACUAUCAACACCAAAAACAUCAUCAUUGCCACUGGGAGCGAGGUAACUCCCUUCGCUGGGAUCGAGGUGGAUGAGAAGACCAUUGUCUCCUCCACGGGGGCUCUCUCAUUGAAUCCAGUCCCCAAAAGACUGAUUGUUAUCGGUGCUGGGGUAAUUGGGUUGGAAUUGGGAUCUGUCUGGCAAAGGCUGGGAUCAGAUGUCACAGCUGUUGAGUUCAUGCCAUCGAUAGGAGGUGCAGGAAUCGACGGAGAAGUGAGCAAAUCCCUCCAGAAGAUCCUCGCCAAACAAGGGCUGAACUUCAAACUCGGGAACAAGGUAACAGCAGCUGAGAGAACCAGCGAUGGAAUCAACGUGACUAUCGAGGAUGCCAAGGAUCCCAGCAAGAAGGAGACGCUGGGCUGCGAUGUGCUGCUGGUCUGUGUGGGCAGGAGGCCCUAUACUCAGAACCUGGGGCUCGAGGAUUUGGGAAUUGAGAGAGACGAGAAGGGAAGAGUGCCGGUUAACAACAGAUUCCAGACUGUGGUCCCCAACAUUUAUGCAAUUGGCGAUUGCAUUCAUGGCCCCAUGUUGGCUCACAAGGCUGAGGAUGAAGGCAUCAUCACAGUGGAAGGCAUUGCUGGAGGUGCUGUUCACAUCGACUACAACUGUGUUCCGAGUGUCGUCUACACCCACCCAGAAGUCGGUUGGGUUGGCAAGACAGAGGAGGACCUCAAGAAGGAGGGAAUUGACUACAAAGUCGGUAAAUUCCCCUUCAUGGCGAACUCCAGGGCCAAGACAAACCUGGAGACCGAUGGUUUCUGCAAGGUUCUGGCCUGCAGCAGCACCGACAAAAUUCUGGGAGUCCACAUGAUUGGGCCAGCUGCUGGUGAGCUCAUCAACGAGGCUGUCCUCGCGAUGGAGUACGGCGCCAGUGCUGAGGACGUCGCCAGGGUCUGUCACGCCCAUCCCACCUGUUCUGAGGCACUCAGAGAGGCCCAUCUCGCUGCCUACUUUGGCAAACCCAUAAACUUCUAAGAGCUCGUCGAGAGAUACAAACGAAAGAAAAGUGAAAGCCAUCUUUUAGCUUUUAAACCCCUAGUCCGAAGAGAACUGUGAGCAGAGACGAGAGCCUCAUUGGAUUGUGAAAUAAUUUUUUUACUGAAAGAACGGGUGAAAUACGACAAUUCUGGGAAAAAUAUUUGUGUUUAAUAUUUUUCAUUACACUUUCAUAUCCAGUAAAAAAAAUAUAAAUAUCCAGUAAGAGAAAUCUCAUGCAAAUCCCAAUUGGAAAAAUUCACCGGGCAUUGCACUUUGGCUCAGACCCGUGAGAUUGGUGGGUUGUAAAUAAUUUGAAUAAUGAAAGAAUCGUUGAUUAUUUUGAGACGCCGAUGGCACUCGACUCUGUACGAUUGAUUAAUUGUAUUUAUUGAAAAUAAAUUGGUUCGGCCACGA